This is a messenger RNA of Polistes dominula (European paper wasp), 2898 nucleotides long. Its product is annotated as metabotropic glutamate receptor. Gene Ontology annotation, biological process: G protein-coupled receptor signaling pathway. Lineage: Eukaryota; Metazoa; Arthropoda; Insecta; Hymenoptera; Vespidae. Gene Ontology annotation, molecular function: G protein-coupled receptor activity. Gene Ontology annotation, cellular component: membrane. The record is from RefSeq and is a predicted model, not a curated record.
UUUUUUUUCAAUGGAUUCAAAUUUGUUGAUAACAAGUGGAAAAUGCUGACCAAAGGAUCUCGUUAUUCAACAUUCUUCUUGCACAUUUAAGGACAAUCAUUCUCAUUGGAUAAAAAUAAUGACGGGCCCUUUAGUGAAUUACCUGUUAAUGGUAUCCUGUUUUACCUUCGUCAACGCUCGUACGUAUUUAAACGUGUCAGGUGAUAUUCUAUUAGGUGCCCUAUUUCCAAUUCACGGUAAAGGUAUCUCAGGUGAAAAUUGCGGCAAAAUUAGGUUGGAAGAUGGAAUUCAACCAUUGGAAGCAAUGCUUUACACGCUUCAACAAAUCAAUCAGGAUCCUAACAUUCUACCGGGUGUACGUCUUGGUGCCGUUGCAUUUGAUAGUUGCGACAAUCCAAAUUAUGCACUCGAGCAAGCAUUGAAUUUCGUCAAAGGUUUCAUCGCUCAUUCGAAUGAAUUUCACGUUAAGGAAUACGAGUGCAGAGAUAAAAGCGUACCAAAGUUUUCGAAAGGUGGAUUCGACAAAAUUGUUGCAGUGUUGGCAGACCAGUCGAGUUCGGUCACCAUACAGGUGGCUUCAAUGUUGAAAUUGUUUUCAGUACCACAAGUAUCGUAUAUGGCAACGUCACCAACACUGAGUAAUAAAAAAAUGUUUCCACACUUUUUCCGUACCAUACCAAGUGACCUAAAUCAAGCUCGUGCUAUGUUAGAAAUUCUUAAGAAAUUCGAGUGGACAUACGUUUCAGUGGUUUAUUCGGAUACAGAAUAUGGUAAUCAUGGUUACGAAACACUAAUUUCCCUAGCUAGUUAUUAUAACAUUUGCUUUAGUGCACCACAGAGAAUUGACAAGGAACAUUUUAAAGUGGAUGAUUAUGACGAUGUUAUUCGUACGAUUACAAGUAAAACUGACGUCAGAGUGGUUGUACUUUUUGCUGAAAAAUCAACGACCUUGUGCGUAUUGGAAGCUGCAAAAAGAUUAGGUGUUGGUACCAGAUUCGUAUGGAUAGGAAGUGAUUCAUGGUCUAGUUCGAAUCAUCGUGAUUUUGCUGACCUUGACUCGAGUCGUAUGGAUCAAGAAAUGGCAGUAUUGGAAGGUGCAUUAGUUGUUCAACCAUUAUCCAGACAAUUGUCUGGUUUUGAUAAAUAUUUCACAAGUUUGACAUUAGAACAUGAAACAAUUAAUCCAUGGUUUGGUGAAUUUUGGCGAGAAUAUCAUCGUUGUGAUAAUAAUCAAACUCAGCAUACCAACAUUACAGAUGAAGAUUCAUACGUGUCUUGUCGGGACAUUAAUUUGAAGAUUAAUCGUUCGACUGGUUACAAACAACAAAAGUUUUUACAUUUCGUCAGAGAUGCAAUUUAUUCCGUUGCAUAUGCACUUCACGAUAUGCAACAAGAAAAAUGUGGGACAAAUUAUUCAGGAAUUUGUUUGGAAAUGAAACACAUCGAUGGAAUUGAUUUAACGCGUUACAUUCAAAACGUUUCUUUUAAAGAUGAUGCAGGAAAUAAAUUUCGAUUUAUGGAUGGUACAGAUGGUCCCCCAAGAUAUUCCAUUUUAAAUUAUCAAAAAAAUGACGAUGGUGCUUAUCGAUGGGUUGUAAUUGGUAAUUACACAGAAGACGAUGACAGAACCCCAUCAUUGUAUAUAGAAACAGAAUUAAUGAAAUAUCGAAAUCAAACGGAAGGUGGUAGAAUGAACUUUCCAAAUUCGACUUGUUCAAAACCAUGCCAAUCAAAUCAAGUUAUUGUACCUGAGAAACAAGAUUAUUGUUGUUGGAAGUGUCGUAAAUGUGGACUUUAUCAAUACAAGGUGGACGAGCACAGAUGUGAGGAUUGUCCAUCUGGUACACGACCAACGGAAGAUGCCAAACAUUGUGACCCAAUUCCAGAAGAAUAUAUCGAUUAUUAUAAUCCUUGGGCUAUUGUUGCUAUGGUUGUUGCUACUAUUGGUAUAAUAUUAACCAUUUACGUAUGGUUUGUAUUUCGAAUUUAUGAUAAAACACCUGUUAUCAAAGCAUCAGGUCGUGAAUUGUCUUCCCUAUUAUUAUUAAGUAUUCUAGCAUCAUUUUUAAUGACAUUUGCCAUAGUGGCUGAACCAAAAACUGAAACCUGUGCUAUUACCAGAUUUGGUAUUGGAUUUUGUUAUACUUUGUGUUAUGCAGCUUUGGUCACCAAGACUAAUAGGAUUCAUAGAAUAUUUAAUAAUAUUUCAUACAGUCCACGUAAAUCAAGAUACACCAGUCCUAAAUCACAAUUGUUAAUAACAGGAAUAUUAAUAAUACUUGAAAUAAUAGUAAAUAUUACGUGGCUAGUAACUGUACCACCAUGGGUGACACACGUUUAUCCAACGAGAGAUACUCGAUUAAGAAUUUGUCAAGGUCUCGAUGAUACAUCCUAUAUGAUUAGCCUAAUCUAUCCUUUCGUACUUAUAGUAAUAUGCACCAUUUAUGCCAUAAAAACGAGAAAAUGUCCAGAAGGUUUUAAUGAAACGAAACAUAUAGCAUUUACUAAUUAUACCAUAAUGGUUUUAUGGUUGGCAUUUGUACCACUUUAUCUUGUAUCAAACAGCAACGCAAUAAGGGUUGUAACCUUGGCAUUAUCAUUAUCCCUUAGUGGUUUGGUUCAACUUGCUUGUCUAUUCUUUCCUAAGAUUUAUAUUGUACUAAUUAAACCUGAGAAGAACACUAAGGAAUUGGUUAUGGCACACCAUAGAAGUUCCUCUUAUUUACCAACACCUGCAACCCCAGUUGUAGCAUUAAAUGGUAAUCCAUUUAUAUUUCAUAACGCGGAACAGAAACCAUGACCAUUGGAAUUGUCAGAAAGCUCUGGCGAAUGGUUUCAUUCAAAUGAAUAAUUUGAAACAAUGAAAGCUCUUUUUCAAUGCUUUAAUUCAACUAUAAU